Molecule: messenger RNA, 2313 nt
Organism: Mauremys reevesii (Reeves's turtle)
Lineage: Eukaryota; Metazoa; Chordata; Testudines; Geoemydidae
Product: zinc finger protein 850-like
Exons: 4
Biological process (GO): negative regulation of transcription by RNA polymerase II
Molecular function (GO): DNA-binding transcription repressor activity, RNA polymerase II-specific
Source: RefSeq, a predicted model, not a curated record
AUGGUUGUCUACAAAGAAGGGGGGCCAGUGACCUUCGAGGAGGUGGCUGUGUAUUUCUCCAGGGAAGAGUGGGCUCUGCUGGACCCUGCUCAGAGAGCCCUCUACAGAGACGUCAUGCAGGAGAACUAUGAGAAUGUGACCUCGCUGGGGUUUCCAAUUUCCCAACCUGAUGUGAUCUCCCAGCUGGAACAAGGGGAAGAGCCAUGGGUCCCAGACCUCCAGGGUUCAGAGGAAAGAGAGAUCCUGAGAGCUCCCUGCACAGGGAAGAGGCCCUAUGAAUGCACUGAGUGUGGAAAAUGCUUCCCUAGCAGCUCAGCCCUUUCUCAACAUCAGAGAAUCCACACAGGGGAGAGGCCCUAUGAAUGCACUGAGUGUGGAAAAUGCUUCCCUAGCAGCUCAUCCCUUUCUCGACAUCAGAGAAUCCACACAGGGGAGAGGCCCUAUGAAUGCACUGAGUGUGGAAAAUGCUUCCCUAGCAGCUCAUCCCUUUCUCGACAUCAGAGAAUCCACACAGGGGAGAGGCCCUAUGAAUGCAGUGAGUGUGGGAAAACCUUCAGUCGCAGUUCACACCUUAUUACGCAUCAGAGAAUCCACACAGGGCAGAGGCCCUAUGAAUGCAGUGAGUGUGGUAAAUGCUUCACUAGCAGCUCAGGCCUUUAUCAACAUCAGAGAAUCCACACAGGGGAGAGGCCCUAUGCAUGCAGUGAGUGUGGAAAAUGCUUCACUGACAGCUCAGCCCUUUCUCAACAUCAGAGAAUCCACACAGGGGAGAGGCCCUAUGAAUGCAGUGAGUGUGGGAAAAACUUCAGUAGCAGCUCAAACCUUCUUGCCCAUCAGAGAAUCCACACAGGGGAGAGGCCCUAUGAAUGCAGUGAGUGUGGAAAAUCCUUCACUGACAGCUCAUCCCUUUCUCAACAUCAGAGAAUCCACACAGGGGAGAGGCCCUAUGAAUGCAGUGAGUGUGGAAAAUGCUUCACUAACAGCUCAGCCCUUUCUCAACAUCAGAGAAUCCACACAGGGGAGAGGCCCUAUGAAUGCAGUGAGUGUGGGAAAAGCUUUAUUACCGGCUCACACCUUAUUAGGCAUCACAGAAUCCACACAGGGAAGAGGCCCUAUGAAUGCAGUGAGUGCGGGAAAACCUUCAGUCGCUGUUCACACCUUAUUACGCAUCAGAGAAUCCACACAGGGAAGAGGCCCUAUGAAUGCAGUGAGUGUGGGAAAAACUUCAGUAGCAGCUCAAACCUUCUUGCCCAUCAGAGAAUCCACACAGGGGAGAGGCCCUAUGAAUGCAGUGAGUGUGGAAAAUCCUUCACUGACAGCUCAUCCCUUUCUCAACAUCAGAGAAUCCACACAGGGGAGAGGCCUUAUGAAUGCAGUGAGUGUGGUAAAUGCUUCACUAGCAGCUCAGGCCUUUAUCAACAUCAGAGAAUCCACACAGGGGAGAGGCCCUAUGAAUGCAGUGAGUGUGGGAAAUGCUUCACUGACAGCUCAGCCCUUUCUCAACAUCAGAGAAUCCACACAGGGGAGAGGCCCUAUGAAUGCAGUGAGUGUGGGAAAACCUUUAUUACCAGCUCACACCUUAUUAGGCAUGAGAGAAUCCACACAAGGAAGAGGCCCUAUGAAUGCAGUGAGUGCGGGAAAACCUUCAGUCGCUGUUCACACCUUAUUAGGCAUCAGAGAAUCCACACAGGGAAGAGGCCCUAUGAAUGCAGUGAGUGUGGGAAAACCUUCAAUCGCAGCUCAAACCUUCUUACCCAUCAGAGAAUCCACACAGGGGAGAGGCCCUAUGAAUGCAGUGAGUGUGGAAAAUGCUUCAAUCACAGAUCAUACCUUAUUAGGCAUCAGAGAAUCCACACAGGGGAGAGGCCCUAUGAAUGCAGUGAGUGUGGAAAAUGCUUCACUCACAGAUCAUACCUUAUUAGGCAUCAGAGAAUCCACACAGGGGAGAGGCCCUAUGAAUGCAGUGAGUGUGGAAAAUGCUUCACUGACAGCUCAGCCCUUUCUCAUCAUCAGAGAAUCCACACAGGGGAGAGGCCCUAUGAAUGCAGUGAAUGUGGGGGAAAAUUCAGUCGCAGCUCAGACCUUAUUACACAUCAGAGAAUCCACACAGGGGAGAGGCCCUAUGAAUGCAGUGAGUGUGGAAAAUGCUUCACUAACAGCUCAGCCCUUUCUCAACAUCAGAGAAUCCACACAGGGGAGAGGCCCUAUGAAUGCAGUGAGUGUGGGAAAACCUUUAUUACCAGCUCACACCUUAUUAGGCAUAAGAGAAUCCACACAGGGAAGAGGCCCUAUGAAUGCAGUGAGUGCGGGAAA